UUCAUUUUACAGGACCAGCUCUUGCAUAGCGCGAUUUACGAAAUGUUCAGAUUGAUACCAUUUAAAAAUCACCUUUGUUAUUAUGGAAAUGGCUAUGAUGUGAUUGCAGACGCCUGUCGAGACAAAAGAUCCUUCUUAAGCUUUCUGGAGUCUAGGCAAUGGAGAAGUUUAAGGCGCAUCCCAUCUAACUUUUUCAAUUGCGACAUAUCGACCUAUCCCAUAUAUUAUUGGUUCGUCCUAAUAUUUAGUCUAUAUGGAACGCUCCAAGGUCUCAUCCGUUUCUCACGUGUGUUGUUCACCCAGGAGGUGCCUAUCAAGUGGGAAGACCUUCGAUUUUACGUAAUGACUCCUAGAGUCAUCAAAAGAUUCAGGAUAUUGAACGCCUUUAUAAAUAUUAAUAUCUGGGCGAUACUAUUUUACGCUGCUAUAUAUGUGUCUCCCAGUCACAUGUCACCCUGGUUGUGGGCUCAAAUGCUGAUAUUCGCUUCGAAACUGGCAGCGGCCACGAUGAAUACUCUUUCGGUUCGCCAUAAAGGUCAAGGAAUUCGGACGACAAUUUAUCUGAUUGUAUACAUGCUGGCCAUCUGGUUUGUUUAUCAGGCCAGGAGGUCGUUUAUUAUAGCCCUAAAACAGGAGACUCCAGAAAAGCUAAUGCUUUCUUUGACAUUCAUACAGCGGUUAUCAAAUUUUGCAAAAUAACUUUGUAAUGUAACAAUAAAAAUUGUUAAAAUCA
Drosophila eugracilis is the source of this 733-nucleotide messenger RNA. RefSeq lists its product as uncharacterized. Bases 43 to 699 code for a protein of 218 amino acids. NCBI's taxonomy places the organism in Eukaryota, Metazoa, Arthropoda, Insecta, Diptera, Drosophilidae. The record is from RefSeq and is a predicted model, not a curated record. The transcript has 3 exons.